CGGGAUUUACAUUAAUCCCUUCUUUGCAGUGUGCGCUGGGGGUUCAUUUAUCUGCGCAGCUAGAUUCUAAAUCAUACAUUUCCCGGGUGACUUUCGAAGGUGUUGCAAGUGUUGUAGCCAGCGUCGAUAAUGGUGGUUCUCGUGCUCAUCGCAUUGGUGCUGGCCUUGGCCAUUGUGCAGUUCAUCAAGUAUAAGAAAAGUAUGCUGUUUACCAAAAACAUACCGUCGGUUGAACCCUGCCUUCCGGUCGUCGGCAAUGGAAUGCUGUUUCUCGGCAAAAGUGAAGAAGAACAAUUCACCAAUCUGGCUAACGCUUUAAGUCAUCCAGCGAAACUGUUUAUUCUGUGGUUCGGGACAGUUCCAAUGGUAUCCACCAACGACCCGCAUGUGAUUCAAAAGAUUUGCACUCAACCGGAGUUUUUGGAAAGAUCCUAUUUCUACGAGUUCUUCAAACUAGACUAUGGAAUUUUUUCGGCUAAAUAUCAUAUCUGGAAAAAUCAACGGAAGGCGCUGAAUCCGACGUUCAACAAAAAAAUUUUGGACAGUUACAUCCCACAGUUCGACAGGUGCGCUCAAAAUUUGGUCCGAAAGCUGUCGGUCCAUGCGGACAAAGAACCAGUACAGCUGACGUCAUUCAUGCUUCGAUGUACACUGGAAAUGGUUUGUGCUACCACCCUCGGGGUGGAUAUCAACCAGAAUCCGGGCGUGGACAAACUUGUUAGUUUGAUUAUGACACUAGUACAUUUGUGCUCGAAGAGAAUUGUUCGAAUUCAUCACCAUUCGGAAACGAUUUACCGAUUAUCAUCAAAAGAAUACAAAGAGGAUACCAAGCUCAGGAAAGAAGCUUACCGAAUAGGAAAUGAACUUUUACAAGCCGCAAUCGAUCGAAAAACUGCCGAGGAAGCUCAACGAUCUACGGCUGAAGACAGUGCCAAAGAUGAUGAUGGCUUCCGCAAAUCACAGAAUUUUGUUGACCAACUAUUAGAUGAGCGUGAAGGUAGUAAAUUGGAAGUUAUCGAAAUUCUUCAUAACGUGUAUACGAUAAUAGUGGCGGGAAGCGAUACGUCUGGAACCGAAUUGGGCAUAAUAUCGUUGAUGCUAGCGACACAUCCCGAAAUGCAGGAGAAAGUUUACGAAGAAAUCAUGACGGUUUACCCGGCAGAUGUUGAUUUGGAUCUCAAUCCGGAAACGUUGCGCCAGUUGGUGUACACUGAAAUGUUUCUAAAAGAGUGUCUGCGGCACUUUCCAGUGGCCCCACAUAUCUUCCGAACACCAAUGAAGGACGUUGAGCUCGAAGGUGUACGUAUACCGAAAGGUACCAUGUUGUGCAUUAGUAUUUACAACACCCACCGGCGUCAGGAUCUUUGGGGUCCAAAUGCUGAAAAGUUUGAUCCGGAAAUGUUUUCCCCAGAACAAAGUGAAGGACGGCAUCCGUUCGCAUUCAUGCCCUUCAGUGCAGGUGCUCGCAAUUGUCUUGGUUACCGCUACGCUAUGAUUAGUCUGAAAGUCGUUCUAGUCCAUUUAGUGAGGAAUUUUAGACUGAAAACACACUUGAAAUACGAAGAUGUGUGCUUUAAAUUUGAUUGCCUUCUAAAACUUUCGAACGAACCGGCAAUCAAUUUGGAGCGAAGAUUCAACGUUAAAAACAAAGCUUUUGGCUGGAGAAAGUUACUGGUGCACCUAUCGUCGAAGGUUUCGCUACCGUACAGUGGCAACUUUUUACUAGAGAAAGAAGUAGUGCCGCUGCACCUGCCAUUGACACUGCUACCACUACCGCUGCUGCUAUCCGCUGCCACUGCGGCUGCUGCUAAUGAGCGAGCAAUGUGGCUUCUCCUGGUUUCGGUGGUCUUUUUCCUCGGCGUUGUGAUUACCAUUAUCGGUAGUAAAUAUUUCUUGUUGUAUGGUAAAAAUGAAGUUCAACGUUUCGGCCUGAUGGUUGGACUGUUCCGCAAUUGCAAACGGUUGUUCCGGGUGCGCUUUGGACCUUUAACCAUUUUAUGUACGAACCAUCCGGAGGUGAUUCAACAGAUUCUACCGGAUUUGGACUGUGUGGAGAAGCCGUUAUUUUAUCGAUUUACUGGUUUGGAAAAUGGAUUACUGAGUGCUAAGCAUCACAUAUGGAAAAGUCAAAGAAAAGUUUUGAACUCUACGUUCAACUUGAAGAUACUCAAUAAUUUUAUUCCCAUAUUUGAGUCGUGUUGCUAUAAAAUGGUGCAGGAAAUAAACAAACUAGAAGACGGCUCAACGAUAAACAUUUUAAAUUACGCUUCGAAAUGUACUCUAGAGAUGGUUUUUGGCACUACAAUCGGAAUGGAUGAGCUAGAAAAAAGCAACCAAGAAGUUUUCUUGGGUUAUAUUGAACGCCUAUUCAACUUAGUUUCUGAAAGAAUGUUAACUUUGCAUUUACAUUUUAAUUGGAUCUAUCGUUUCACCAACAAUUACCGGGAAGAUCGAAAGCUCAGAUCAAUUUGCAUGGAGAGUGCUAACCAGUUGAUAACCGACAAGAAGCUGCAUAUCGCUAGCAAGCCAAAAAAUCACAAAAACAUUACCGACAAUCCCUGUCUAGAGGAUAAACUCAAAAUACCAAAAAUAUUCAUCGAACAGCUGUUGGAAAAUUCUAUCGAUGGCAGAGUUUUUACCAGCGAAGAAAUCUAUCAUAACGCGUACACAGUUAUUUUGGCGGGUAAUGACACGUCAGCGCUAUCACUAGCAUACACUUGCCUUUUCUUGGCCAUGUAUCCACACAUUCAGAAUAAGGUUUAUGCCGAAAUUCAGCACAACCUGCCGGACAAGGGCUGGCCCAUAACUCUCGAAAGUCUAAAACAGUUGGAAUUCAUGGACAUGUGCAUCAAGGAAACAUUGCGUCUGUGUCCGGUAGUUCCAAACAUUGCCAGACAAACCAUAAAGAAUAUUUCAAUCGAUGGCCAAGCUGUUCCGAAAGACAGUAUUAUUAUUUUGUCCCUGUACACGCUGCAUCGACGUGUGGAUUUUUGGGGCCCAAAUGCGAGUCAAUUCAAUCCGGAAAAUUUUCAUCCUGACCGAGCGAAACAACGUCAUCCGUAUGCUUAUCUACCGUUCAGUGGAGGUCCUCGAAAUUGUAUAGGUUGGCGAUACGCAAUGUUAAGCAUAAAAGUGAUGCUUGUUCAUUUGUUGCGAAAUUUCAAACUUCACACUAGCAUAAAGCAAUCGGACUUGCGCUUCAAGUUUGAUCUAACCCUUAAGUUGGCAUUUGACCACCAAAUACAACUUGAAAAACGUCGAUGGGAGCUUCCUACGUCUGGAUACGGCCCCCCAAACCAUCACCGACGCGGCACUCUAGAACUAACCCCAAACCUCCAGGAGAUUGAGGAGGAAAUCAGCAGCUUGAGCGCUGCACAGGGUGAUUAUCAGGAUCUGGGAGGAUGGGACGUUACCGGAGGAAUAGAUGUAAGCAAUCGUGUCUCCCAUCUACAAGACAAGCUGGAUUGUGGCAACUAUCGCGUACUCUCCUAG
Wyeomyia smithii (pitcher-plant mosquito) is the source of this 3492-nucleotide messenger RNA. RefSeq lists its product as uncharacterized. Lineage: Eukaryota; Metazoa; Arthropoda; Insecta; Diptera; Culicidae. The transcript is spliced from 15 exons. Gene Ontology annotation, molecular function: monooxygenase activity; oxidoreductase activity, acting on paired donors, with incorporation or reduction of molecular oxygen; heme binding. The record is from RefSeq and is a predicted model, not a curated record. The coding region runs from base 130 to 3492 and encodes 1120 amino acids.